AUGUUCUUAACGAUGCACACGUUACUGAACAGCGUAUCAGCUACUGUGAUGUACAUUCUGCGAUUCAAGGGUGAAGAAGGAGUGGGUAAUGAUCACAAAGUGUUUGACUCCCUGGAGGAUGCGAUGUUGAGUAAUAUUUUAGGUGAUUCUCAGGAAAAGGAAUGGAUUGAAAGCUUCUUUAUCCAGCCGUAUGACCGGGAAAGGGAUGAGUUACACCUUAUAAGCAAAGAUGUAUGCAAUGUUGCAGUUGAAGAUGAUACUGGUGAAACGUUGAAAGCAAAUGAAAAUGUGGAAGAAGGCAGUGAGCAAGAUUUGAAUCCCAUGAAAAAGGCAGAAAUAUACCAUGAGGAUCGGGUCGAUAUGCAAGGAGAUGGUUUUCAUUACAAAGAAAUUAAAGUGCCAGUGUCGCUGUCACUGUACACCAAGGUUUUGAAUCUGGCGCAAAGUUGCGAUGAACCACUAAGUGAUGAUGAAAUACACAACAUACUUCAUUUUCUUACAUCAAUGGACAACGUAUCGGUGAUUAUGUGUGUGCUGUACAGGCGUUUCUUAGGUGAUUGUACCCUAGCAAAUCGGCUUGAAAAGCAGCAUGCCGAGCGCGCUAAGGAGCAGUUAGAUGCUGGUAUUAUAGAGCAGGGAACGGUCGAUUGCCUAGCAUUCGAUAUAAAGACCGCUAUCCGAAACGUGUAUAACACGGUGAAGCGAAAGUAUAUUUUGUUUAUCAAGGACCAGCACGGUAAUGUGGCUUUAGGAACAAAAAAGCAGAAGAAUGAUGUAAGGUUGCCGCUGUACGUUUCCCUUGAAAAUGUUGGUUCAGACAUUCCAGGUGGUUUUCUGAAAAUGGAUUAUCAAUUUCUGAGGUAUAAUAAAGAAACGUUGCAUCGUUGGAUCAACACCCUAAGCGAAGAAAGUCCAGAAAUGACGGUUGAGGUUGACUUCAGCAACUUCUUCCGCGUUCAAACAUGCCCAUACGAGUACACCCGUGUUUCGGCAGGCGAACCAAACCCGACCAUCCUAAAAGAUUUCUACGGAGAGAUCAUAUGCGGUUUCAUUUUGCACAAGAAGAUCACAAAGGUAAUCUUAAGGCUGAGUAACACAAGUUACGAUUUUAAUCUUGGAUUUUUAAACGGUAAAAAGCUUGAACUGUGGUGUUAUGAUUGUAGUUUUGACAAAACAUCGAUAUUCCCAGAAUUCGUGAGCCUGUUAUCGAUCAACGACUCCUUGCUAAAAACAUCGUUGGUACUACCACCUCUCUUGAAGAAACUAUAUGUCGGGAAUUGUCGGCAUGAAAAUGAUGCGGUGGAGCUGCAUGUUGGCUCGGCAUGCAAAUACAUUGACAUUAAUUAUCACAAUGGUUUGGUAAAGAUUGCUGAUAUGGUAGAUUGGAAUACGCUCAUGCUUCCGUUGAAAUGUCAAUUUUCGGUGAUCAUAAAAAAGGACCAAGAAAACCGUUUUAAGCAAAUAAAAGUGAAAAACGCUAGGGUUAUCAAUAAUUGGGACAUAAGCAAUACGGUAGCGAGUCUUCAUUUGGAAGAUGUUGAUGUUUCUGAUUCGCAUUUUGUCAAUAUUUCUUCAAACUGUAAAUCAGUUGUUAUACGUCAUUGUGUAGGAUUUUUUAGGCUUUCAGGGAUCGAUGAUGUUAAUUUCGCUAGUUAUAGCGGGUCAUUGGAGUAUGUAAAGGAUGUUCACGGUAGAAUGCGCGAAUUGCUAGCAUCUAACCUUGUAAUCGACCACAACAAAUCGUUUAAGUCAAGUUUAAGAACAAUACGUCUUUCCAAUAUUGAAUUGACUGCCGGUGCGGUAAUUUCAUUUGAAAGAAAUGAUGAAAUCACAGAGAUGGUAUGUGAGGGAUGUAUAGGCCGAUUCUACUUCUCGGGCGUCGUUGCGGGCAUAGGACACGUUUCAUUCACAGAAGUUAACGGUUGUUUUGAACUUAAGAGAAGUGUACGCGAGAAUAAACUUCGGUUGAAGAUUGCCAACGUUGUUUUAGAUGAAGACCUCGUUUUGGAUGAUUCUGUCGAUGAAAUUAUUCUAGAAAACGUUGUUGUUGGGACGGGAUCUCGAUUUAAAAUGUGUAACCUGGCGAAGAAAAUAAUCAUUGAUAGAUGUGAAGGUGAAUUUAUCAUUCAUGGCCUCAAGACCGAAGAAGGGACAGGCAUAAAGUUAAACAACUCCUCGAGCAGCAUACACCUGUCUAAAGUGGACAACAAUAAACAUUCGCUAUACAUGGCAAAUAUCGUACUAACAAGGAUGAUAUCGGUUGAAUAUGCGGUCUAUACUGCCGUUUUGAAGAAUGUUCGAAUAGUGGAUCAGCAGAGUAUAGUGUUCGAGAAAAAAUGCGAGCGGCUCACGUUAGAUAAUUGCGAUAUGGUGGUUCGGAAAGAGAAGAACAAUAUUUUUAGGGAGCUGUGUCUGCGCAUGUUAGUAUCUGACGUGGCACAUUACUAUUUCUCAACGGAUGCCGAAGAACUAACUGCACGUGAUAUCGAAUUGCGCAGUGACGUGCACAUAUCGCGAAAUAUAAAGGCUAUUGGCCUGGACCGUGUAUCGAUGUCGAACGACACAUGCUUCGUGAUCGAGGGAGAUCCUAAUUUAGUGUCUUUACAAGAAUGCAAUGGUCGUUUCAAUUUACCGUUUUUAACCGAGGCUCGGCAUGAAAAUGUUCUACAUCUCAAUGGCAAGCAGCCAUCGAUCUGUUUCUUCCAAAGUAAAUUGUUCGCUAACAGUUAUAUCCUGGUCAUAAAGGACUGUGAAAUGCAAAAUACGGCACAUAUCCGGAACGAUAUUAAGUGUUUGACUCUAUCAUGCAUUACCGGAGGCUUUGGUAUGAAGGUGAGAGCUAGCGAUUGCUGUAUGCGUCUUGUGGUUGACAACUGUGAAGUCGGAACUACGUUAGCAAAUUAUUUAUUUAUCACAUCACUCGUGAUGAAACGGUCAUUUUUUGUUCAAGAUAUAAGCAGCUUCGUGAAUUUGCAGGCACUUCAUCUUGCUGAUAUUUAUUUGCAACGGAAUUUUACGCUUAACAAGCAUCUUAAAGUGUUUGAAAUAACAAAUAGUCUAUUCCAGGGAGAUUACGUCUUGAAGUUGAACAGCGAGAUUGAAAAUUUGCGCAUCGUACGUUUUUCUGGUGUGGUUGAUGUGAGCGAGGUCAUUAAUAUGGAGGAGAUGAAUUUGCAUGGCACUGAAACAUUCACCAUAAAACGGAUGAAGAAUUCAAACGAUAUCUUUCUAGGCAUGCGUAACAUGGCGGUUAAAAAAACUUUGAAGAUUGACCCUCGGGUCAAGUACUUGGAACUAAUUGAAGUCACGAUUGAGGAGAAUACUAAGCUUAAAGUCGGCGGACUAUGUGAGUCACUACGAUUAGUCGACUGUGUUGGGCGAUUCGAUCUGUCCAGUGCAACUUCCCUUACCAUUAUUGAUAUCGAGGGUGUUGCGGUUGGAUGGAUCAAUUUUUUAGCACCAGUUGUUAAGAGUAAACGUGAAACAAUUUUUGAGCGGUUAUUUCCACAGUCCAUAAAGAGAUUUCCUGGGAGCUUGAGAUCGGUUAAAUUGGUAUCACAGGUGGUUGAACAAGACGUAUGGUUGGCAUGUGACAACGAAUGUGAGAGAGUUUCGCUGAUCAAUUGUGCGGGUCUUUUUGAUUUAUCUGAGAUUACGAGACUGAAAAAAUUUGUUUACCAGCCACAAGCAAUAUCAAAUAAUUCGAUGAUCAAAUUUCCAGAUCUUAAUGGCGUAGAAGAGCUAGUACUAGUUUAUAAUGGUAAUACCAGAUAUUUUCAAUCGCUGUUAGUGAUGUGCCAUAACGUAAAGAAGCUUACUCUGUAUUCUCAUAAAUCACCUAAUUCUGGUAUUAGGCUCGAAGACUUGGUUGUAGGUAAUUUGACGAUUCCCGAAAGAGAAUUGCAAUAUUUUAGUCAGGACGAUAUAUCAAAGGUUAUUUGUAAAUCUUCUCAAGAAGAUGGCCAUUUUUUGGAGAAGCUCUUAAACGAGACCAUGAACAUUCUGAUCGAGCCUAUCUUCACUAGCAGAAGCGAGAACACUCUGGAGCACCUUCUACUACAUGGAUUUAGGCCAUCCAUACGGAACAUGAAUGCGAUACGCGAUUUUGUCGUGCUGAGUGUUCUUGCAAUCGACUACGAAUACAUUGACGAUGAGCUGCUCGAACAUCUACCAAGAAACCUCAAAACUCUGGUGGCUCUAAAAGGACGAGGUUCGUCUUUCGCGUGUCGCAAAUUGUGUUGUUCGACCAAGCGAGAUAACGCGGUUGGUUUUCGCAAGCACAGGUCCUUAAAAACAUUUGCGGUAGAAACGGAGUUCUUCACUAACACGGGCAACUUCUUCAAUUUACCGGAGACACUCGAAUGCUUGAAGGUUACCUAUACCGAUGCGCCACCAAAAGUUGAAAUACCGGGUUUUUCAAAGUUAAGGUUGAAACGCUUGGUUAUAAUUGAGUUAGAUGAACCUGAAAAUGAUCCUUUCUUUAUUGAAAAUCAAGGUAUGAGCACGGUUCGUUACAUAAGGCUUAUGUACUUUCUUUCGAGUUUUAUCGAUCUGCGUUCAAUUGACGAGUUGGUGGUUGAGAAAGGUGACGAAACGGUCGUGUUAUGCACCAAAAAUAUUUAAGUAAAGG
This is a messenger RNA of Vavraia culicis subsp. floridensis, 4630 nucleotides long. RefSeq lists its product as uncharacterized. The record is from RefSeq and is a predicted model, not a curated record. The coding region runs from base 1 to 4623 and encodes 1540 amino acids. Lineage: Eukaryota; Fungi; Microsporidia; Pleistophoridae. The transcript has a single exon.